Messenger RNA from Candidula unifasciata, 783 nucleotides. Lineage: Eukaryota; Metazoa; Mollusca; Gastropoda; Stylommatophora; Geomitridae. The record is from the annotation of a GenBank genome assembly.
AUGAAUAAAAUAAGUAUAAUAAUAGUUGACAAAAAUGGUGUUCAAAGCCAGCACACCAAAACAAAGGUGACCACCUACGAGGAUGCACUUCUGUCUUGUGGCCGGGGGAAGUUCCACAUCAUUCUGCUGGUGCUGUGUGGCUGGGCGGUGUCCAGCGAUGCCAUCGAAGUGCUGUCUGUCAGUUUCCUGCUGCCGUCGGCGACCUGUGACCUUUCACUGACGUCAUCUGACAAAGGCUUGCUCAACUCUAUCGUCUUCGUGGGCAUGAUGAUUGGAGGUUACAUCUGGGGCAGCUUGGCCGAUAAAUGGGGGCGACGGAACAUCUUGAUGUGGUCCCUGCUGGUUAAUGGAAUCGGGAACUUAGCUUCAAGUGUCUCACAAGUCUUCUGGCUCUUUCUGAUCUGUCGUUUUGUCAGCGGCAUUGGGGUUGGGGGAAGUAUGCCGGUGGUGUUUACCUACUACACCGAGUUUCAGCACAAGUCCAAACGUGGAGCCAUGAUCAGUCUCCUGGCCACUUUCUGGAUGGCGGGAAAUAUUGUCGCCGCAGGUCUGGCAUGGAUUGUGAUACCACGAGAAUAUCUGAGUUUUGUGUCCGGGGAUUUCACAUUCCACAGUUGGAGGGUGUUUGUGGCCCUGUGCACCAUCCCUAGUAUCACCUCGGCAGCCAUGUUUGUUCUGAUGCCAGAGAGCCCAAAGUAUUUGUUGCAGAUGGGCAGGGAACAGGAUGCAAUAGCAGUUCUGUACAACGUACAUGCUUCCAACAAGUCGACCGCUGCACUACAG